CUCGAUCACGACAUCUCAACUCAACACCUCACUUCCUUCUCACCACGUCAACCUCCGCCCUUGAGCGCCACGAAACAUGGGUUCAAAUCCCGAUGAACCAUUGACUCACGAAGACGAGAUCACAGUUCUCAUAACGGGCUUCGGUCCUUUCCGAGCCCAGUAUCCCGUGAAUCCUUCCUGGGAGAUCGCGAAGUCUCUACCACCCUUCCUCCCCCCACCGGCAUCGCCAACAGCUGAUCUCUCAGCGAUCGCAAGCAGUCCUCCCGUUCGAAUACUGGUCCAUACUGAACCCAUAAAGGUCGCGUACAAGACGGUAAGGGAAUUGGUGCCAAAGCUAUGGGAGGGGAGGAAGAUCGACUAUGCAGUUCAUAUCGGGAUGGCGUCAGGGAGGAGGUUCUACAGUGUAGAGAGGCGAGCACACCGGGACGGCUACGGCAUGGAGGAUGUGGAUAACGAGCUCUUAGGAGAUCAUGUAAGGAAGAAUAUUGAGGGCCAGGAGUGGAUCUGGCACGGAUUGCCGGAAAAGCUGUUGACGGCUGUUGACGUCGAUGACGUGUGGAGGAGAUGGCGGAUCGCAAUGCCUACAACUGAUGUUAGAAUAUCCGAGGAUGCGGGCAGAUAUCUUUGCGACUUCAUAUAUUACUCAAGCCUGGCACACCUUACAAAGAAGGACGAGAAGCGGCGAGCGGUAUUCCUCCACGUUCCUGUUGAUAGCGACGCUGCUGCGGUCAAGACUGGGGUUGAGGUUACGAUCGAGUUGAUAAGAGCAAUGGUGCGAAGUGGCAGAUUGAAGAAGGCGACCAAAGAAGAUUGAGAUGUUUCUCUAUUCAUCAUUUCCGAGGGAGCAUACUAACAUGGAUCAUGAUUUACGAUAGCGUUGCAUAUCAGCUGGUGGGUAUAUAAGAGAGGAAAUUGCUUUCUUGAACAUACUGCUCGUAACUAGUACGCUCGGAACAAGGCCAUUUUGAGGAAUAUAUUAAUAUGGGAGUCGAUCGAAACGUUAUGCAUAGCGUAUGGACCUAGGAUCAUUUUAAUCGCAUCAUCC
Molecule: messenger RNA, 1045 nt
Organism: Hyaloscypha bicolor E
Lineage: Eukaryota; Fungi; Ascomycota; Leotiomycetes; Helotiales; Hyaloscyphaceae
Product: pyroglutamyl peptidase-like protein type I
Exons: 3
Coding region: 77-814 (245 amino acids)
Biological process (GO): proteolysis
Cellular component (GO): cytosol
Molecular function (GO): pyroglutamyl-peptidase activity
Source: RefSeq, a predicted model, not a curated record